AUGUUUGGAGAUGAUAUUGCUUUAGAAGAACUAGAUAUAUCCGCAAUUAUUAAGGCAGAGAAAAAAUUAGAUCUAUCAUCCAGUGAUAUUUUUGAUGAUUUACCUUUAGAAGAGUUAGGUGAAGUGUUGAACAGAGCAGAAAAUACCUUAAAAGCACCAACACAAAAAGCGAAACGGCAAAAAUUUAAUCGAUAUUUGGUUGCUAACGUAACACAUGGAGCUUAUACAAUAGAUGAAGAUAAAUAUUCAGAAAAGAUUUUAUUAUUAAUAGAAGAAGAUGCCAAUUCCACAAUUACAGCAAAAUUACGACAAGAAUGGGAACAGACGUUAGUAACUAUAGGAGAUAUAGUUCAUAUACCUUACACAACAGAUAUACACGAAGUAAUCAUUGAUAAUCAAAAAAACUUUAUUAUUGUUCAUCCCGAUCAGUUGAUUUCAUGUACUGCAGUGGCCGAUACCUUUUUGUGUCUUCGAAAAUCAGUCUUACAAAUGAAAAUUAAAGGUGUUAGUGAAUAUACAGAAGCACUUGUUCAUGGAAAUAUCAUUCAUAGAGUACUACAAAAUGCAUUGCAAACAAACGAAUUUUCUGUUAAGAGCAUCAAGGAUGAAAUAAAGCGUGUUAUAGUAGAUUCAUUAGAAGAUUUAUAUGCAUUGGAUCAGGAUGAAGAAACUGCAUUUAGUAUUUUAAGCGGAUAUGCUGAGAGUAUAUAUCAGUUCGGUACAACAUUUGUAAACGAAUAUCCAAAGGCUACUGCUCGUCCAAGUACAGAUAUGGGGCCAAAUGUAUCAAAAGAAUUAGGAUGUAAUACUAUAUCUAUAUGUAAAGUACUAGAUAUUGAAGAACAUUUGUGGAGUCCAACUUAUGGAUUGAAAGGCAUGGUGGAUGCCUCUGUACAAUUAAGAUUAAGCCCAACUAAUAAGAUUUUGACUGUUCCUUUUGAACUAAAGACUGGAAAAGCAUCAAGGUUUUUGACGAAUCGAGCUCAAACUUUGCUUUAUACCCUUUUAAUGAGUGAUAGAUAUGAUAUUGAUAUUGGUGCAGGUGUUCUGUAUUAUUCUAAAACAAAUAGUCUAUAUUUAGUCCCAUCUUCAAGAAACGAUUUGAGAUCCUUAAUUAUGUCUAGAAACUAUUUGGCAAUCACAUGUAAAAAUACUGAAACUUUACCACCUAUGAUAAAACAUAAUUAUGCAUGCCAAAAUUGUUAUAUGAAUGAUGUAUGUAUGAUAUAUCAUAAAGCGAUUGAAAAUGGAACAGGAACCACAAGUGGAUUACACAAGUUAUUUGAAGAAAAAACAGAUCAUAUAACUGAAUCUAUUUCAUCCUUUUUUCAACAUUGGUGGAAAUUACUGGAGAAAGAAGAAACGAGCAUUGAUUAUGUGCGUAAAGAAAUUUGGCGUCAACCAGCUGAGAUUCAUGAGUUAUCUGGAAGAUGUUUGUCCAAUAUGAUAUUAAAGCUGUCAGCUUGUCAAAUUGAGCCUGAGAAUUCAAUAUGGAGAUAUUGUUUUGUUCGUAGUCCGGAUACAGAACAUAAAGGGCCAAUCGUAUCAAAUAUAUCAAUUGGUGAUCCAAUUGUUGUUUCUAGUAUGGAAGGACAUAUUAGUUUAUCUAUGGGAUUUGUUAUAGGUUUGACCAAUCAUGAGAUUGUACUUAGUUUAAAUGAGCCACUUCGUAGCCCACCACAGAAAGAUGUUGGAUUUGAUGCUUUAAGUAACCAAUCAUUUAAAACAUUUGUUCGAUUUAAAAAUGACAUAAAACAUUAUUAUUCGCAGAAUCGAAUUGAAUAUCGUAUAGACAAAGACGAAAUGGCGACGGGUAUGAAUAUGCUUCGCAAUAAUUUAGUCUUACUAGUCACAAAGAAUGAUGAAAACCCUAGAAUGCAAAGAUUAAGAGACUUAAUUAUUGAUCUAGAGAAGCCAAAUUUUGAUACCACCGUACCUUAUUUACCUCUUACGCCUAAUAUGAACCCAGAUCAACGAAAUGCACUUAAAAGAGUGCUCCAAGCAAAAGAUUAUAGUUUAAUCCUAGGUAUGCCUGGUACUGGCAAAACGACAACAAUAGCAGAAAUUGUAAAGUAUUUAGUGGGACAAAACAAAACUGUGCUGGUUGCAGCAUAUACACAUUUAGCCUUAGAUAAUGUUUUAUGGAAAGUUCGACAGCAUGGUAUUGAUGUUCUUCGACUUGGUAAUAUUGAUAAAGUGAUGCCUUCAAUGAGAGAUUGUACAUUUGUACUUGUUGGUGACCUGUAUCAAUUACCACCGAUUGUACGUAAAGAAUCAAUGAAUAGUGGAUUAGAAAAAUCAUUAUUCUCCAUAUUAGCAGAAGCGAGACCUGAGUCGAUUAGUUAUUUAAAAUAUCAAUAUCGUAUGAAUAGGGAAAUUAUGGAUGUUUCCAAUAUGUUAAUUUAUGACGGUAAACUAAAAUGUGGCAGUCAUAAAGUAGCGUCCAAGUCACUUUAUAUUCCUAGAUUGGAUAUAGGAUUAAAAUCGAUACAUAAAUCAAAAGAAGAGUUAUGUAAAGGUUUAUCUGACUGUUGGUUAAAGACAGUAUUAGAUCCAAGGCAAGUAUAUUGA
Messenger RNA from Cokeromyces recurvatus, 2571 nucleotides. Its product is annotated as DNA replication factor Dna2-domain-containing protein. Gene Ontology annotation, molecular function: helicase activity; 5'-flap endonuclease activity. The record is from RefSeq and is a predicted model, not a curated record. NCBI's taxonomy places the organism in Eukaryota, Fungi, Mucoromycota, Mucoromycetes, Mucorales, Mucoraceae. The transcript has 5 exons. Gene Ontology annotation, biological process: replication fork reversal. The coding region runs from base 1 to 2571 and encodes 856 amino acids. Gene Ontology annotation, cellular component: cytoplasm.